GCACAUUAGGCUAAUGCAUGGGAGAUGUGUAAGGGAGAGUUCUUUGUGAUCAUCAUUUAUGACUGUGAUUAGCUCUCUGGAGAGCGUGUGUGUGGAUUUGGGAGUGAAGAUCUGAGUUGGAGAAUCAGCAUGAUGCAGUGGUGGGCUCUCCUCAUCGUUGUUUACCUGUCCAUCCUCCUGGCCGCCAUGCAGCACCACAGGAGAGCUCUGUAUCCAUCUGCAUAUACGAUAAAACGUGGGGCAUACUCACUUAUUAACCCAACAUUCCAGCACUCGGAGAAGGACGCCAGUCUGCUUUUUGAGAUUCUGCUGGCCGGAAUGCAGAUCCGGGGCGAGCGGCAUCCGCUGCAGAUCCCAGAUGAGGAGCUGGCCUCCCUGAGAAGCGUGGAAAAGCUGGAAGUCAUCUGUGAGGACAUCCUGCCCAAGAAACUCUCAGACAUUCGGCGUCUGGCGGCGGAUCUCUCCCAGCGGCAGCGCCCCAUGAGCUGGCGGGACUUUGAGAGAACGGUGCUGACUUUGGUUUACACCUCCCAGACGCUGACCAACAUCACUAACAAGCACCAGAGGGAGGUGUGGACCCACGCCCUGGUCCAACUGUUCCAAGCUGUCCAAAGAGACCUCAGAGCCUCCUGAGAGACAACCAGAUGUCUUUUGUCUGUUUUUUUUGGCAACCUUUUAUCGCUCUUAUGCAUACUUUACAUACUAACUGCAGACACCCAGUGUGCUGCACAUUUAUGCUUCUUGUUGAGCUGUGAUGUUAGCUGCUGGGAUCUCAGAAAAACUCAAAUAACUCCCUAUUGACCUUUUUUUCCCCUCCUACUUCUCUGUGAUGGCACUUGAGUCAUAAACUCUAAUCAGAGUGACUGAAGUCUAUGGUAUCACUUGAGUUGUGGUUUUACACUUAUAUACCCAUAAAUGUGUGUAUUUUCAGUGAGUUUUACACUCUGAGUGGACCCAUAACCAACGUUUUAAAGAGGCCUCGAGCCCACCUCAACAUGACUUGUACUUGAACCAUUUCAGCCAAAUGCAGCGCGGUCAGCCAACUGAAAAACUCUCCUAUCCAAAACUGGCAAAAUGUGUCUAGCUGGCAAACAUGAAUUUUUGAAGGCCUUUAGGGGGCUAAUUUCAAACCAUGUCAGACACUAAAGCCAAUGACCAAUUUUCAAGUUUUUUUUUUUGUAUGAAUAAAGGAAAAGACUUUGAUGAAGCAGGAAAGACAAAUUUGAUUAAGCCUGGAAAAAUGACCAUAGAAGUGGACAAGGCUUUGAAAGUUAAAAUUUAGGUUAGGUCAAAUGAUACCUUUAGAUUAUAUAUCUAUACAUAUCUAUAUAUACAAUUAUAUUGUGUCAUAUUAGUGUC
This is a messenger RNA of Menidia menidia (Atlantic silverside), 1359 nucleotides long. The record is from the annotation of a GenBank genome assembly. Lineage: Eukaryota; Metazoa; Chordata; Actinopteri; Atheriniformes; Atherinopsidae.